UGAUAUCUGCAGAUGUGAUUGGAAUGGCCUACAUAUUGCUAAUAGUUUGGUUAACAAUUUCCCAUAUGAAAUCUGGAAGUCCCAUUGACAGUGGCCUUGCUUAUUUUGAAUUCUACAGUGAUAAGGUUAUAUUAUUCCUACUAUCUACUGGUGCUGCUGCAGGAUUAGGAGUUACUGUGGAAUCUAACAGAGUUGAGGGGGAUGACAUUACCCCUGACAUGAAAAUUUUUCUCGACAUAGCAAAUGCUUCUGCUAGCUUGCUUUUUCUUGGAUCUAUUUCCUCUUUUAUAUCCUCUAUCAUUUCCUCUCUCAAUCUUCCAAAGAAAUCUUAAUAUGAUAAUGUUGCUUGGAUUCUCUAAAAUGUAAUUGCACUCGUCUCGAAUUUUCUAAAGUUGCAUAGCUUUUGAAGGAUUCACUCCACACCCGAUGAUAUAUUUGAAGAGUUCAAGCAACACAAAAGAUUAGGAACACACAAAUUGCAAACAUUUGGACCAUGCUAGCUAAUGCAAUUCACAAUAUGUUUUUGUUUUUCUUUUUCCUUUUUUUUUUAAAAUUUGAUUGUUUUCUUGUUGAAAAGCCAUUGAUGAUAAGAUAUGAAUAAAUUGCAUGCCUGAGAAUGGUGUGGCAUGUUUAUGAAUUACUGACGGCGUGAAUUUUUUAUAUUAUCAUUGUAAUUUUACUUGUUAUAACAAUUUAUUUAUUUAUUUUGAACCCACUUAUGAGAUUACACUGAAUAUGUUAUUAUAUACGAGUUAUUUGCUUUAUUUUUCAGGUUAUCAAAUUAAAAUUGUUACUUGAUGUUAUAGUCCACCCCACCAACCUAAAAAUAAGGAUGAUAUAAUUAAAGAGAAAUCUCAAACUAGGUGGAGAGAUUUUGUGGCAUCAACAUUUUAUUUCUAU
This is a messenger RNA of Lycium barbarum (goji berry), 900 nucleotides long. RefSeq names its product CASP-like protein PIMP1. The record is from RefSeq and is a predicted model, not a curated record. NCBI's taxonomy places the organism in Eukaryota, Viridiplantae, Streptophyta, Magnoliopsida, Solanales, Solanaceae. Bases 24 to 332 code for a protein of 102 amino acids. The transcript has 2 exons.